Messenger RNA from Diaporthe batatas, 2483 nucleotides. RefSeq lists its product as uncharacterized. The coding region runs from base 312 to 1157 and encodes 281 amino acids. Lineage: Eukaryota; Fungi; Ascomycota; Sordariomycetes; Diaporthales; Diaporthaceae. The record is from RefSeq and is a predicted model, not a curated record. The transcript has 3 exons.
CAAGGGAGGGGUGCGGACCCUCUUUCUCUCUGGCAGCUGCAUUAGAGUGGCACCGGGCCCCCGACCACUGGUUGAUUGCUGCCGCGCCGUAGCGCUUCCAAGGUUCCCCUUUUACAGGACGGCCGUCUUACAUCUAAAUCCAACCGUCCCCGAUCCUCGCCCGCCCUCCUGCGACCCUCUCUCUGCCUUGCCCACAUCCCAUUGCGACAAGUCCUCCUCAGUCCAAGCACUCUAUACCACAGACACCAGCCAGACAGGCCCUUCGCCCCAUCUUUUAUCCCUCCAGGAUCAGUCGCAACCCACCAGUCGGAAUGGCCUCCUCAUCGCCCACCACCAACCCUUCGCAGCCCGCCAACAACGACAACAUGUCCUCCAACAACACCUCCUCCACCAUGGCCGAUACUGGCUUCUCAGACGAAUCUCUCGACCGGGACUGGAAGCCCAAUGGCCGCCGACCGCAGUCCACAAUCGCCCGUUCGUUCUCCGCCGAACUGGCCGACAUCUUCCGCCUCGACAACAGCGUUGCUGACCUCGAUGCCAAGAUCGAUGAGCGAAAGCAGGUCGUCCAGAGCCGAGCCUCUGAGCUCGAGGCCCUCGAGCAGCGCAUCAAAGACAUGGAGGCCCGCCUCAAGCGCAACGCCGUCAACCCCGCCCCUCAAGCCACACUCCCUCACCUCCAGCCCGUCACACAGCAGCAGCAGCAGCAGCCGCAGGCGCAAGACCAGAAACACGGGGGUUCCCGACCAGGUACGGCCAGGGCGAGCCAGCAGGCGGUUCCGGGGGCCCUGCCGCCGACGCCCACGGCUAGUGAAGGUGAAUACGAGAUUCUUGAAGACCCUUAUACCACAUCCUUUGGCCCAGAGUACCCCCGAUUCCGUCACCCACACCUGGUGCCGCGCAUGACGACGAGUGCGAAUGGCACUGGCAGCCAUGUUCUGCACCAGGCGCAGCAGCUCCGCAGCCAGCACUACCAGAACGCCCAGCUCAGUCCCACAGCCACUCUUAUUAAUGCGAGCCAGCUCCAUCACAAUAUCAAUAAGAACCCAAGUUCCGACGCGAGAUCAAUCAGGAGUGUUCGAACCAUCGGCUCCGAGAACGGAAGUGCUGACUUUAUAAUUGUGCCCGGUCCAGAUGGCGACGGCGAGCAGAAAUAUUAAGCUACACGCCCCUCUCCGACCUGAUGCGCCUUGAAGAGACAUGGGGGGCUGGCCGAGGAGACACUGGACCGGCCUGGCCUUGUACCCUGCGGGACGACCACCACAACAAGACAUCCCAUGAGCAAACCACCGCGAGAGAGUCCCCACCCGAGAAGACUGGCCCCGUACUGCCACAGGAACCCCCCAAUCGCUCGACCGGCCCAUCUCCCUGAGGAAUCACCACAAACCGUCACUUCGAGCCGCGCCUAUCCAUGUAUUUCCGGUAUUAUAGACGAUGGGCCCCAUAUUCCGCAGGCCACCAGCUCGCUUCAUUGUGCGCAGGGGGCCCAUCAACCACGAGCCACCAUUCGUUUUCUUCUCCAACGUUAGGGAACACCGCGCCCAACGUCAUUGCGUAGCCUUUUUGUAUUUUUUUUUUUUAUUCCGGAAUCCCGCCCCUGAAGCAAUCCCAUCCCGCCGUGCAACAGACGGCGAGAGCGAAAACGAAAAACCAAGGGCGGCGGGUCCCACCAUUCUAUGUCUUCCUUGAAUCAGGAUUUCUCACAGCAUUUUCGACAACCGAUUGAAAGUGGGGGAAUAAGUCGGUACCCCGGGCGGAGGAGGGAGGUGGGAAAUGGAACGGGCGGAAGAGGAAUGAGAUGGAAAUAGUUAGAUGAUAUGUCUGAUGACCACGAUGAUGUGAAAGGACCUAGGGAGGCGAGAGGUGUCGUCUCGUGCUGUUAUGCGCAGCUCGACACGGCAGACGGAAAGAAGGGCGGGAGACUGGCAGCGGAGACAGCUGGCCAGGAGGGACAAAAUGUACAUUACCGAUCGUGUUCUCGACUUGGGGGCAGGCUUCUAAUGUGCAUGUUCUUGAAUACCUCGAGCGUGAUCUGGCCUGGCAUGUGAGGCUUGCUAUGGGAGAGGCGGUCUGAGGAAUGCGGAAACACCACCACUCCAGCGCUUCCGGGUCCAACGGGGGCGCCGGUGGAGGGCUAGGCCAGGACGGGUGAGGGGGGAUGCCUGAGCACUGGGAGGACAACGACCACGAAGCCAUGUCGAUCGCAAGGAAGGACACUUGAGCAACAGAAUGUUCGUUUAUUUUGCAGUGCCACCAAACGGUCCAAGACCUUUUCAAUCCAUGGAUCACCACCACCUCAGCAUUACCUCCUUGGACCAUUCCCUCUUCCUCCGAAAUUGCGAGUCGCCGCGUGUGAAAGCACCAAAAAUUACAAAAGCGAUGGCCUGGAUAGGAUAAACUCAAUCCCCCACAAAAUUGCUCCUCGAAACCCUUGCGGUUCAAGUCCUUCUAGAGUCCUCAAGCUUUUCUAAAACGGCCACAGGCAC